AUGGAGCAUUCCACCCUAGACAUGCGCACUAUGGCCCAACUGAUUCUGGCCUGCAAGUACGUCAGCGAUGCGCCUGUCGUCCGAUCACCGUCCAAGUCUCACUGGCAUAUUAGCCGCAUUCUUGAUGCUGGCGCCGCUGCCGUCGUGAUUCCGCAUACUGAAACUGUCCAAGGAGUUCGAGAUCUCGUUCACCACGCCAAAUACGACCCGCUCGGUGCCUGUGGGUGCACCAACAACCAGCCCAUUUUGAACUUCCAUGUCCAUACACUGCAGCAAAACGAGGCCCUGAACACCCAGACCAUGCUCAUUCCUAUGAUUGAGACGCUCUGUGCUGUUGAUAUCGCAGAGGAGCCUUCGCGAUUGAUGGCUUGGACGGUGCUCUUGUUGGUUCUAACGAUCUUUGCUUUUCCUGGAGUUUCGAAGGGGUUUGAUGAAGUCUCAUUCGUACUGGAUCAGCAAACCGAGGAUGAAUAUGCCAAUACGAAGGGAUGGAUUGUAGCUAUGGCUACCGCGGGUGCUGUUUUUAGGUGUUUUGGGUGCCUCCCAAUUACUGAUCGAUUCGCACGUCGCUGGGCUCUAGUGCUUAUCUCCCCCAAAGCCGUCCGCGGCGUCCUCACCCUCCAAUAUGCCGCCUGCCAGCAACUCGGCGUCGUCUUCGACUUCUUCAUCAACUACGGCGUCACAAAAUCCUACGUAGGAACGAACACACCAUGGAUGCUCCCAACACUCCUCCAGCUGCUUCCAGCCACCAUCUGGAGCGCAGAAAUUUUUUUUGCCCCGAACCCCCUUGCUGGCUCAUAUACCACAGCCGGCGCGAAGGAGCCCUCGCUUCCAUCCGAGAUUGGGAUGAUGGACGCGCGGAUCCUGCACGAGAGCGAGGAAGUAGGCAGCUCGUCUCAGUGGCAAUUGUUGAAGGAGACAUUUGUUCCUGUUGAAAACCGCCGGCGAUUCUUCGUAAUCGUCAUGGCGACGCUUUUCUCGCAGUGGUUUGGCGCAAAUGCCAUCACUCAGUACUCGCCCACUAUCGGCGAUGAAGCCGAGUUCCUCGCGACUGGCAUCUACGCCGUCGUCAAGUUCGUCAGCACCCUCGCCUUUGCGCUCAUUCACUGUAGACUUCAUCGGGCGGCCCGGCUCGACCAACGGAAUGAGGAACGAAUACAUCCGCUCGGCGCGGUGAUCAUCCACCGCGCCUCGACGGGCGCCAUAGUCGCCAUCUGUUUCCACGCCGUCGCGUGGAGUAUCGGCUGGUUCAGUAUUCCCUACCAGAUCGGGUCAGAUCUUCCCGACCAAGAUACGCAAGUGAUCGAUGGGGGACGUUUCUUUUUUUUUGGCGUGAUUUGUCUGCUGUCUUUUGAUCUACGUUUAUUUCGCCAUGCCGAUACCACCGGGCGAUCACUGGAGGCGUUGGACAAUAUGUUCCAUCGGUCGUGGUAUACGGUGCACCGCGUGGCAGAUGCCAAACAUGAAGAGAUCAAGAUUGAGCACCUGGGCAAGGCGGAGCUCGGUCCUCGUGCGGAACAUCAGGAGUAG
Messenger RNA from Penicillium argentinense, 1530 nucleotides. RefSeq lists its product as uncharacterized. Lineage: Eukaryota; Fungi; Ascomycota; Eurotiomycetes; Eurotiales; Aspergillaceae. The transcript is spliced from 7 exons. Gene Ontology annotation, molecular function: catalytic activity; carbohydrate:proton symporter activity. The record is from RefSeq and is a predicted model, not a curated record. Gene Ontology annotation, cellular component: membrane. Gene Ontology annotation, biological process: carbohydrate transport; transmembrane transport. The coding region runs from base 1 to 1530 and encodes 509 amino acids.